This is a messenger RNA of Salvia miltiorrhiza (redroot sage), 975 nucleotides long. RefSeq lists its product as uncharacterized. The coding region runs from base 1 to 975 and encodes 324 amino acids. Lineage: Eukaryota; Viridiplantae; Streptophyta; Magnoliopsida; Lamiales; Lamiaceae. The record is from RefSeq and is a predicted model, not a curated record. The transcript has 2 exons.
AUGGGGACGGGAGAAAUCCUCUAUGAAUACUGGGGAAGGUUCAAACAGAUGUUGGCCAAAUGCCCACAACACCAAAUACCGGAUCAUGAUCUUAUUCGGUAUUUCGUGGGAGGACUCCGAAGACAAGAUAGACAAUGGUUACACGUUGCGUGUGGAGGAUCGAUCUUAAACAAAUCUACAGUGGAAGCUUUCAAGCUCAUAGCCGACAUGGCAGAGGAAUCGAGAGAUGAGAAAGGGACUAUAGUCAGAACUACUCCGGUGCUGGCUCCUUCUGCCCAAGACAAAAAGUUGGACAAGCUUUGCAACAUGUUCAAGAAAUUUAUGACGAACCAAGGAACACCCAAUCAAGGGAUUCCCAACAUUCGGAAGCCUGUGAAGCCAGGAGGAAACAACGGAGGGCAGAACCAGAAACCUUUUGAGCCCUACAGGCAGCAGUACAACAAUCAAGGAUGGAGGCAACAUGAGAAUCUUAGGUACGGCAACAACAACUUUUUGGGGCAAAACCAAGGGCAGACGAGUAUUCCACCACAAUACUCACAACAACCUCAACAGGGAAGAGGAUCCUCCCUAUCAGAGUUCGUGCAUCAAAUGGCCCAACAACAAAUGAAAUUCCAGCAAGAGACCGAAAAGUUCAUAAUGGAGACGAGAGGAGGAAUGCAGAAUGUGAACUCCCAACUAUCACAUCUUGCCCAAGCAGUCGCCAGACUUGAAAGAAAACAAGGGACACUCUCAUCCCAAGUGGAGGUGAAGAAGGUGAAUGCCAUGACACUCAGAGGAGGAAAGGAGUUACCCGAGGUUGAUAAGGAGAAAAAUAAAGAAAAGCCGGAGAUCAACGAGCAAGUCGGAAUGGGAUCAGCAGAUGAGGAAGAAUUUGCCCAAGAGAGAGAGGCAAAGCGAAAGGCGACAGGGAAGGGUAAAGAGAAAUCAAGCCAGACUGAGCCCAGACUCCCCUUCCCAGACAAAAUGGCCAAGUAA